Messenger RNA from Nerophis ophidion (straightnose pipefish), 5583 nucleotides. Its product is annotated as zinc finger protein 865. Lineage: Eukaryota; Metazoa; Chordata; Actinopteri; Syngnathiformes; Syngnathidae. Bases 33 to 4445 code for a protein of 1470 amino acids. Gene Ontology annotation, biological process: regulation of transcription by RNA polymerase II. Gene Ontology annotation, molecular function: RNA polymerase II cis-regulatory region sequence-specific DNA binding; DNA-binding transcription factor activity. The record is from RefSeq and is a predicted model, not a curated record. The transcript has a single exon.
CCUUUUCUGAUUCUGCCUCCAUUUUUGCCAAGAUGAGUGCCCCUCCUCCCCCACCUUUACAACAACAGCCUUCCUCAUCUCAGAGCUCUCGCUCAAAGUCAAGCAAGAUGGGUAGCAGCAGCAGCAGCAGCAGCUCUUCCAGUCAUUCCUCGGGCUAUCCACAGUUCCUGCGCUCUUUCCACCCGUCUGAGGCAGUACUAGCACAGGAGCAGUUACACCCAGGUGUAGGCCGUUUUGAGCACUUUGCCGGGGGAAGUAGCAUUAGCGCGAGUGGUGGGGGAUUAGGAGGAUUAGUAACAUCAGCACCUCCACCCCCACCUCCUCUGCAUCCCGGCUUGUCUGUCCCCCAAGCAUCAUCUGGCCCCUCCUCGUCUUCCCCUUCUCCUUCAACCUCUGUGGCCACCUCUAACAAUCCUAGUAGCAGUGCAGUCAGCUCUUUGGGACACCAGUUAGUUGGAGCCCAGUCUGAUGCACGGAGCCUUCACCAACAGUUUAGCUGCAUGCUAGCUGCUAACCAGUAUUUUCUCUCUGGGGUGCCUGCUAAUGCUAGUUUAGAGCAGUUCCUCGUUCAGCAGGGUAGCCAUAACCACCUAGGGAUCGGCUUAAGUCAAGCAGGUGGGGAGUCUAGCACUAGCCUCGCUCCACCUUCCGCACUGCAUUCUUCUCACUCGCUGAGCCACCCUCAGCCACAGCAGGCACCGCAGCAGCCACCCCAGCAGCAACAGCUUCCGCCUCACACCCUUUCUCAUCCUCACUCUCAUUCUCAUCCUCACCACCCGCUCCACCCCGGCUCCCAGCCGUCGUCGCUGGGCGGCUUUGACUUUCAGGGUAUCCCUGUCCUCUCAUCAAAUCAGAUCGCUUCUCUGAUGCAGCAGGAAGCAGGCUUGCCACUCCCUUUGCCACUUCAUUUGUCCCUGUCAAAGGAUGAUGGCAAAGCGGAAGGCGCAGGUGGUGGAGCCGGUGGUGGUGGUAGUAGUAGCAGUAGGAGGAAGAAAGCGAUGGCUGGUUAUUUGCCCCAAAGAAAAUCUGAUAGCGCUAAUAAUGGCCACAGCAGCCAUAGUGGUAAUCCUAGCACUGGUAGCAACAGUGGAGCACUUAGUCAUAGUCAGCCCCCAGCUUUAAUUGGAAGUGGGGUUGGUUUAACAAAUAUGGGAGGUGACCCAUCAUCCCUUCUUGCCUCUUCAUCCUCAUCCUCAUCAGUAGUUUCUUCCUCCUCCUCCGCCGCUCCCUCUUCUUCUGCUGCCUCAGUACUCAUUACUAAUGAUUCUCACCUUUCUAAAUCUGAUAACCCGAGCUCAAUGCAACCCAACGCCACAGAUUCCGAUACAGAGCCAGUUUAUAGCUGUGGAGAGUGUGGCAAAAGCUUCCCUCACCUUUCGAGCCUUCGCAGGCACAUGCGUAUGCAUGAGCCAACAGCAGCUGGCACUAGCAAAGUUGCCUCUACUGGCCCAAAUCCUGUUCACAUUAAAACUCAGUCAGACCCCACCCUCCCCCAUUCGACCCAAGAUACGCCCCAGCCCUCGUCCAGUUGUUGUCCUAGUCCAGACAAAAUAUUUCAUUGCCCCGAAUGUGGCAAAGGCUUUAAGAAAAAAGGGCACCUCCUGCAACACGGUGUCUUACAUUCUUCAGCCCGCCCCUAUGGCUGCUCCACCUGCUCUCGGGCUUUUAAUCGUAGAGAGUCACUGACACGGCAUGAGAAGAUACAUGAGGAAAAGCCAUUCCGAUGUCCUGCCUGUGGUCGUGCCUUCCGUGAGAGCACCUCUCUACUCAACCACGCUGCCUCAGGCACCUGCGGCAAGCCAGGUAGGGGACCUAAACAACGGGGCAGCAAGACAGGAAGCGAUGGUGAGGACAGAGUUGGGGGAGGGAGCGGAGGAGGUAAUGGAGGAGGGGGAACUUAUCAGAGCAAUAGGGGGGUAAUUUAUGGGAAAACUGAGGAAGAGGAUGGUGUAAUCAUUGUGGGGGAAGGAGAGCCAAAGUCAGGUUUAGGAUGUGAUGGUCUGUUUCAAUCUGGAAGGGGAGGGAAUUCAAAUAACAGGGACAGAACAGAUGGUAAAUACCCCACUGACUACUCUCGGAAUCGUUACACAGGCUACCAUGAAGACCACCGUUCUCAAGGUAAUCCAUCUCCGUGCUACUCUGGCGCCUCCCCCUGCGGGAGUGGGAUGGCCGGCCCAGCUUUGAGAAAGGCACCCCUGGCCCCAACGCUGCAUCCGCACUCACAGAGCCACAGCCAGCACCACCAUCCGCAGCAACAACCCCACCUGCCCCUCUCUUCUCUACUGGAUGACUCAGAGGAUGAUGUCACCAGCUCCGUCAAUAACGCGAUCUCUGCGAUCACGGCUGCGAGUGGAAAUAGAGAUGAUAGAGGAGACAUCAUAGGAGGCCUACUAGGUGGUCUUGGUCUUGGCCCUCUGGGUUCCCCAUCGACCUCCGGCAUGGAUAAAAAUUUCAGAGGUGGUGGGAAUCCGGAGCCUUUGAGCAGCAAUCCACAAAAUCCUGCUGCUAAACCCAAACGUCCCCGCAAACCCAGACCCAAGAAAGAUCCAACAGCUGAUGGGCAGCCCCCUAAACGUAGGCAGUACGCUCCAAGGAUGGGAACCAGCGGCCUCCCCCGCACUCACCUCUGCAGUGUCUGCGGUAAGGGUUUUGCACGCCGCGAGACUCUACGCAGGCACGACCGCAUUCAUACUGGAGAAAAGCCUCAUCACUGCACUGUUUGUGGGAAAUAUUUUAGAGAGGCUUUCCACCUAAGCAAGCAUCAAACAGUCCACUCUGGCGCAAAGAAUUACAAAUGCAGCAUCUGUGGCAAGGAGUUUGGCUACUCCCAGAGCCUCAGGAGGCACAGCAAACUCCACCAGAAAGGGGAGAUGGAAGAGGUGCCCACAACGCCAGCUCCAGACAACAUAAACAGCUUUAAUACAAACCCUCAAUGCGGUGUGACCCAAGACGGGAGCCAGAACCAAGUACCAAGCACCUCCUCCUACUACUCCUACCCUCAAGAUGUCAAGCCUCAAGAUACCCACCCUCCGCCACAGACCCAGCCACAUUCACAGCCUCCGCCUCGUCUUUACACCUGUGCGAUAUGUUGGAAGUCGUUCCGCCAUCACUUCCAUCUGACUGCUCAUCACCAGACGGUUCAUGAAAGUGGGGGUGAAAAGCACUUCUGCUGUGAGGUGUGUGGAAAAUCAUUUGCCUACUCAAAUAGCCUAACCCGACACAGGCAGUCCCAGCAUGGAAUCACCCGCGCUGAGCCGUCUAACCCUCAAGAAGGCAGCAGCGGGUCUGGAGACAACCGAGGAGGGAGUGACGUGAACCAGUCGGCGUCGGAGAGCGAGGCCGCCACCAAUGCUCUGCUACAGAUGGCCCCUGCUUCCGAAAGCCACGUCCCUCCAAGUCUAAAUGUUGUCACUCACAACCACCAGCAGGCAGCCUCGCAACCGCCUGCUGGUUACUCCCCCCUUUUUUAUGACGCCACAGCCCAUUCUUCAUCAUCCAGUGCCCCAUCUUACUCGCAGCCUCUGCCCCCCAACUCCACGAUCAUGCCGCCUCACCACCCGCACUCCCCAGCCGGGGUUAAAGGAGAGCAUAUAUAUCCAGCCGGAUCCCGCAGCCGUACGCUUCACACAACAGCCCCCUUUCAGCCCCUUACAGAACUGCCCUCCACUGAACAUCACCAUCUACAUCAUCAUCUUCAUCACCCCCACCAUCAUCCUCAUCAUCAGUCAGGUGCCCUGCCCCCCCAACACCUCGACUGCAGCAACCAGGUGUCACAUGAUGAAAUCAGGCGACACAAGAAGAAAAAAAAAAAGUCCGAUAGGGGAGAUUGGAGGGGAAAUAAGUAUGAAUCCCAAGACAUAGUCAGAUUCGAUGGCAGCCGCAAGAAGAAAAAGAUAAGUUGUACAGUAAGAGGGGGGCCAUUGAACAAAAAACAAGGCUCUCUUCGCUUGACGAUUAGACGGGGAGAAGGAUCUGGUGGCGGCGGGUAUAAACUUGUCAACACUGGGGGAGUGAAAGUUCAGAUCCUGUCAUCCCUAAAAGUUCCCGUGAAGCGUUUUGGCUGUCCGAUAUGUCCCAAUUCAGUGUUUUCCCGCAAAGCGGGACUGCUGAUCCACAUGGCAGUUAGACACCCGCAAAGAGCCACGACCCGGCUGGAGCGACUUCAGUGCAGCGUAUGUGGGAAGCGGUCACACAGGCCCAUGGCUGCUUAUAUCCACCGGGCUACUCAUCGCUCCAAAGGGUCCUUCUCCUGCCUGGGUUGCUCGGCCCGCUUCUGGAACGCUGUACUUCUCCAAAGGCACAAGGGGGCCUGCCGCCAAGUUGUUCAAGAAGCACGGCCGGGCGAUGCGAAGAGGAUGAAGCUUCUAAAGAAACCGGCAGAAAGACAGACCCGAGACGGUCAAGGAGACAUGCCGUACCACCUACUUGGAUCAUAUAGAUACUGAGCAUCCUGGUAUCCGACAACUGUCGCGCAUGAUUGCGAAAAGAGGAUGACAAUAAAGGGACUUGAAAUUAAUUUUUGACUCUGCUGACUUUAGGACCGGGUGUGGUAACAACUACUGUAGAGCGUCAUGUUUAAUCACCUGAAAUUCUUCCAGAUUCUUUUGGAAUGUGUUUCAAAGAUGUGACUGUUUCCAUAGGAUCACUAACCCCUUAAGUGCAUUGACACUAUGCUUGGCAGUCACUAAGCAAGUUUAGAUAACAACGUGUAUCUUUUCUCCCCAUAUUUUAUCCAGCAUCCCUGCUGCACCUCUCGCUGUAUGAUAAACUCUGUCCCUGCCGUGUACUCUGUCUUGUUCAUGUAGCAGCUCUGAAGAUUUCCUUUUUUUUUUUUUUUUUUUUUUUUUUAACUAUUAUUAUUUGUCAAGUGCUUUUAUUAGGAGUAGGGACUUUGCGGUGAAGACAUUUGUUGAUAGUUCUGUCAGUGCAUGUUUGUUCUCUGGUCAAGUUUUUGCUGAGGUGAUUGACAUGUGAUGGCUUAUUGAAGUAUAUCCCAGACGUUUGUAGUGUCGACUUGAUUCAAGAGUUCCUCCCAUAACCCCUAGUGAUUAUAAUCACGUAUAGAUGACAUGUUCACGGUAAUUAGCAUCAAGGGUCUCCUGCCAAAAAUGAAGAAACUUACUUCACUUGGUUCGUUUCAGAUUUUCUUAGCUUUUGUACCAAGAGGUAGAACACAAGGUAAACAAGUGGACUAUUAACAGUUUCUCAUGUUAUUUGUAUGCUCUUUUAUUUGAAUUUUUUUUAGCAGUAAUUCUUUCUACAAUGCUUCACAUUGGACCUAUUUUAGAAGCUCCUCAUGUAUUUAAGUACGUAACUGUCCACACGCCAAUCUGAGACUGAACCCUCAACCUUUUUUUGUGUGUGUGCUGAGUUGCAAUCAUAACCUGAAACUGUCACACUUUGGUUUUCUUCUAAAGAAAGACGUUAACCUCUUCACAUAUGAAAUGUCCGUGUCCCUUUCACACCUUGUUUUUUUUUUCUUCCAAAGGAAAAAAAAUAUAGUUUUAGUAGAUUUUUAUCACUUUAUUUACUUAAAGCCAGUAGUUGAUUAUAUUUGAAAAUGAAUAAACCUUGAGUGUAAUA